Culex pipiens pallens (northern house mosquito) is the source of this 972-nucleotide messenger RNA. RefSeq names its product ADP-ribose glycohydrolase OARD1-like. NCBI's taxonomy places the organism in Eukaryota, Metazoa, Arthropoda, Insecta, Diptera, Culicidae. The coding region runs from base 314 to 853 and encodes 179 amino acids. The transcript has 4 exons. Gene Ontology annotation, biological process: peptidyl-glutamate ADP-deribosylation. The record is from RefSeq and is a predicted model, not a curated record.
GGCAGUCGCAUGAUUGUGAUGCAUGGCGGCAUGAAAGUAUAUCAAAAUCUGCAUGAAAACUGUCCUCAUGCAUUUUUUGCGAUAUAGGGGUAUGACAUUUUUGCCCGUUACCGACAAUUAUCGACAUUACCGACGGCUGAUUGAUUGUAUUGGAGAAAAAAAAAACUAAACAGAACGAGGCUUGAACCAUCAACUUCUUAAUUACUGGUCCGACACGCUACCACCGCGCCAUGGACGCUUGAUGAAUUGAGAGGGACAGAGCACCAACAUAAUCUUCUCUCUGGAGUGUUGCUCGGGGACGCGCCAGCAUUAUAUGUGUUGGAACGCUGACUGCCUUAUGUCGGUUCAGGAGAACUGUGGCCACUUCGGAACCGAUUCCAAGAUCGCCACCAUGUCCUCAUCCGCGUCGUCCGAAUGCGUCCGCGAGCUCGACGGCGACCUGUUUGCCGCCCCGAAGGACCACUCGCUGGCCCACUGCGUCGCGUCGGACCUCAAGAUGGGCGCCGGAAUCGCCGUCCGCUUCAAGCAGCUGUUCAAGGGCGUGGACGAGCUGCGCGCCCAAAGCGUGGGUGUCGGUGGCGUGGCCGUGCUGAAAGACGGCGGCCGGUUCGUGUACUAUCUGAUCACGAAGGAGGGCAGCUACGACAAGCCCACGUACGGCGAUCUUACGCGGUCGCUGGAGGCCAUGCGGAAGCACAUGCUGGAGAAUGGUGCUAAAAAGCUGGCGAUUCCUCGGAUUGGCUGUGGCAUCGAUGGGUUGGAGUGGCCCAAGGUAAAGGGCAUAUUGAACACAACUUUCGGGACAGGGGAUGGUUUCGAGGUCGUCGUGUAUAACUUCGUUCCGAAGAAGUAAAAUGGGAGUUUUGUUUAGGCGACACCAGGUAGUGGUCAUGUUCCUUAGUAGGGUAAGGUUUUGAAUUGUGAAAUCUCAAAUAAAUGUUUAUUCAGGGCAGUUUAGUUCUUGAAAUACGG